This is a messenger RNA of Phytophthora infestans T30-4, 1584 nucleotides long. RefSeq lists its product as uncharacterized. The transcript is spliced from 2 exons. Lineage: Eukaryota; Oomycota; Peronosporomycetes; Peronosporales; Peronosporaceae. Bases 1 to 1584 code for a protein of 527 amino acids. The record is from RefSeq and is a predicted model, not a curated record.
AUGGCUGCGUUCCAGUCCGGCGGCACGUGGAAGAACGGCGGGUCCCAGUCGGGCGUCGUCACCAGCCGCACCAUCCCGACCAUGCAGCGCUCUCGUAGCAGCGGCCAAGAAAACGCCGCACUCGUGGCCAACGGCAGCAAUGACAUCACUGACAGCCGUGCCGCCGCACGCCGCCUCCGUCGUCAGUACCCGCAGCAGCCAAUCGCGCAGCUCGAGCAUCAUUAUCACCGGCAGCACCAGCGGCCUACACCCUCACAACAGGUGCACCAUAACUCGCGCGGGUUCUUCGAUGGCCCGCCGCGACUGGUGUCGUCGCAUGCCUCGUUAUCUUCGACCUCGUCUGCUUCGCUGCGCUCAUCGACAUCGCGACUGCCAUCCAAGAUGGAGCUUCGACGUAGCGAAGGGGGCAGUAGCCGGGCCGCACUUAGUCGUAGUCACGGAGCACUUAGCAUUCCGGUGUUUCGCAGUAGCCGGACAGCUAAAGUGAGUGCGAACGCAAACGUCGACGGCUUCUCGCCUGGCUCUAGUGGCCACAGCAUCCAUAGUGAAAGCAACAACAGUAGUGGAGGAGUGCAGAGCACGCCGUACGAGCAGUGGAGGCGACUGAGGAGAGCACGCACUGCCAGUGGGAACAGUUGUGCCAGUACCAGCAGCACCAGCAGCUUCGCUUCAUACGUGGUGAACCCCAAGACCGGGCGACAUGAUUUCGGUUUGGGCAGUGACGACGAAUUAGAUGAAGAGGAGGACGAGGAUUUGGACACUGUCAUGGACGUAGAAGAGGAAGAAGACAGGCAGGAAGGACUGACGUCCGUUCUACAGCAUAUCAUAGCGCCGGCACUACCCCCGCCGCCAUACCCCGUCGACUCGUAUCACUUUUAUAGCAAGUCGAAGCGGACAAACACAGGAGCGGGAACUGCAGCUGCAGAGGUGACGUCGACGCUUGCAGCGCUGUUUGCAGACUGCGGGAUUGAAGCCAUCUUCCACCCACUCAAGUGCAAGUUCAAGUGCCUCAAGUAUGUGCACUACAGCCACGUCGAGUUUGUGGUGAGAGUGUAUGCUCACCAGCGCGCUCUUCUUGUGGAAUUCCAGCGACGCAGCGGAAGUGUGUUGCUGUGGGACGGACUGUACCGUAUUCUCCAUCAGAAACUGUCGCCUAUUAUCGACGCCACAGCGUUGCCGUGCUCGCAAAGUAGCGGUCAGAAACGUGUUGCAAGAGAUACCGCUUCUUCAGCUUCCAACCAGUUUGCUCAUUCUUCAGAACGCGAUGGUCUUGGAUCGCAAAUAUGGCGGACGUUGUCCCUCAAGAAGCCAACGCCGAGUUCAGGCGUCGAGGCGAUGAAGAUCAUGCUCACGUCGCGGUAUCUUGACGCAAUGCGUGAAGGCUGUGCCGGGCUUGCAGAACUCACGGAAGACGUACAGAACUCGUGUCUGGUUGCCCACGCUGACCUGGUUACGCCGUUAAUUCAAGCCGCGGAAGCUACAGACCUCAGUAUGUCACGAAGUGCCGUCGGAGCACUAGCGAACAUCGCUCGCGCCGUCCCGCGAUUCCCUGAGAAGCACUCGGCGCGUUCUCCCGACUGGUGA